Molecule: messenger RNA, 2111 nt
Organism: Nicotiana tabacum (common tobacco)
Lineage: Eukaryota; Viridiplantae; Streptophyta; Magnoliopsida; Solanales; Solanaceae
Source: RefSeq, a predicted model, not a curated record
CUUUAAUACUUUUUCAAUUUCAGGGUGUCUGCAUUGGUCUAAGUGAAGUAAUGGCCAGUGCUGGUAGGAGUCAAUUGUUGAGUUUUAUGGAUGAGCUCAUCCCCACAAUUCGGACAGCACUUUGUGAUAGCAUGCUCGAGGUUCGUGAAUCAGCAGGCCUGGCAUUUAGUACUCUUUACAAGAAUGCUGGAAUGCAAGCAAUCGAUGAGAUUGUUCCAACACUUCUUCAUGCUCUGGAGAAUGAGGAGACCUCAGAUACUGCUUUGGAUGGCUUAAAACAAAUUCUGAGUGUCAGGACCACAGCGGUGCUGCCACACAUCCUCCCAAAGCUCGUUCAUCUUCCACUUUCUGCCUUCAAUGCGCAUGCUUUGGGAGCUUUAGCGGAAGUUGCAGGACCUGGUCUUGAUUCCCACCUUAGUGCUAUCCUUCCUGCUUUACUGAAUGCAAUGGGUUAUACUGACACAGAAGUUCAAAGUUUAGCGAAGAAGGCAGCAGAAACUGUUGUGUCAGUUGUUGACGAGGAAGGCAUGGACUCUUUGUUGUCAGAAUUACUGAAAGGAGUUGGGGAUAGUCAGGCUUCGAUUAGACGAAGUUCAGCGUAUCUUAUUGGAUAUCUGUUCAAAAAUUGCGACUUCUAUAUUGGUGAUGAAGCUCCAAACAUGAUAUCCACCCUGAUUAUUUUGCUUAGUGAUCCGGAUUCUGAUACAGUGGUGGUUGCAUGGCAAGCUCUGUCUAGUGUUGUGAGUUCAGUUCCUAAAGAAGUUCUUCCAACAUACAUCAAGUUGGUUCGUGAUGCUGUAUCUACUUCAAGAGACAAGGAACGUAGGAAGAAAAAGGGAGGACCAGUUCUUAUACCUGGAUUUUGCCUUCCCAAAGCUCUUCAGCCAUUGCUUCCUAUUUUUCUCCAGGUAUUCCAGGGUCUCAUUAGUGGAUCAGCAGAAUUAAGGGAGCAAGCAGCUUUGGGUCUUGGGGAGUUAAUCGAAGUGACAAGUGAGAAAACACUAAAGGAGUUUGUGAUUCCUAUCACAGGGCCCUUGAUUCGUAUUAUAGGUGACAGAUUUCCUUGGCAAGUAAAGAGCGCAAUUCUAUCAACUCUGAGCAUCAUAAUACGAAGGGGAGGAAUAGCCCUAAAGCCUUUUCUUCCCCAGCUUCAAACAACAUUUGUCAAGUGUCUACAGGAUAACACGAGGACAAUACGAUCUAGUGCAGCUCUUGCGCUUGGGAAGCUUAGUGCUCUCAGUACCAGGGUUGAUCCUUUAGUUGGUGAUCUGUUAUCUGGUGUGCAGACAUCAGAUGUUGGAAUUCGUGAGGCUACUCUGACUGCUUUGAAAGGUGUGAUUAAGCAUGCUGGUGGAAGUGUCAGCAUUGCUUCUAGAACACGCGUGUACACCCUCCUGAAGGAUUUAAUACACAACGAUGAUGAUCAGAUAAGAAGUUCUGCUGCAAGCAUAUUUGGAAUUAUUUCGCAGUACCUAGAAGACGGACAAGUUGUUGAAGUACUUGAUGAGCUGUCAAAAUCAGCUUCAUCAUCUAACUGGUGCUCAAGGCAUGGGGCAGUACUUACCAUUUGUUCAAUGCUUAAGCACAAUCCUGACAUAAUUUGUGCUUCUUCAUCAUUCACAUUGAUUGUGAACUGCCUCAAAAGCACCUUAAAUGAUGAAAAGUUUCCUGUUCGUGAAACAUCAACGAGAGCGUUAGGAUUGCUUCUACGUCAACAAAUCCAGAGUGAUCCGUCAAAUUCUACUUCACAUGUGGAAACUCUGGGAUCCAUAGUGUUGGCCAUGCAGGAUGAUUCAAGUGAAGUCCGAAGACGGGCUUUAUCUGCAUUGAAGGCAGUUUCGAAAGUUCGUGCUUCUGCUAAUCCUGGUGCCAUUGCCAUCCAUGUUUCAAAAUUUGGCCCUGUUCUGGCUGACUGCUUGAAGGAUGGAAAUACACCUGUGAGACUUGCUGCAGAGAGAUGCGCACUGCAUGCCUUUCAGUUGGCAAAGGGUACAGAAAAUGUUCAAGCUGCGCAGAAGUUUAUGACAGGCUUGGAUGCUAGACGAAUAGCAAAGCUCCCUGAACACAGGUGAAGUGUUUUUAAUUACUCCAGAUCUGUAGCCUACUGUUUG